AUGUUUCCAAAAAACAGCAGUAUAUGGAAAUUAGAAUGCUUAGGUGUAAGAAUUCCAACUUCUGCUGUAACCAUAGGUAUUCCUAAUUCUGAUUUAAAUAUUUAUGUCAUAGCUAAAAAUGCACCAUAAGAUAAAGAUAUAGCAAACGCUUGUGUGUGUGCUCACAACGAGUAACACUUGAGACCUUCUUUUGGUAGAAUCUAAAUUAAUUUUGGAGUAUUCGGUUUAAAAGAUGACAAUGAAUCAUUUGAGAAUGAUCUUGAAACUAUUGUGCAUGAAAUUUUACAUGUCCUAGGAUUUAGUGGAUUUUAAAUGCAACUUUGGAUAGAUCCUGAUACAGGAAAAUAUUAUGGAUAAUAUGGAUUACCUAAAAUAACAAGAGAUGUAAUUAUUAGAGGUUUAAAAACAUCAAUAGUUUACUCAAAAAAUAUACUUUUAACUGCUAGGAAAUAUUAUAAUUGUCCUACUAUGGAAGGUAUGUAACUUGAAAAUGAAGGAGGAUCUGGCUCUCUAGGUUCUCAUUGGGAAUAACUACUUGUUUAAAAUGAAAUGAUGAUGUCUAGUGAUGUAAUUACGGAUGCUUAAUUAUCAGUUCAUACUAUUGCUUUAUUAAAAGAUACUGGUUAUUUUGCUGAAGUAAAUGAAAACAUGGCUGAUAACCUUUAUUGGGGUAAAGGAAAAGGAUGUUCAUUUGUAAUGGAAGGAUGCUAUAGUAAACAAAAAUUUAAUGAGUUCCCAUCAGAACGUAAAAUUUAAUGUUCUUUCGAAAAUGAUGGAUAUGGUGAACCUACUACUACUCCUUUCUUAGAUAAUUGUAUGAUGAAAAAUGUUGAUGCGGUAUUAGAAGUUUAUGGCUUUAAUAGUAAAUGCUUUACCUCAACAAGUGCUAAUGGAGUUAAAUUUACAAAUGAUAGUUAAAGAAGAUGUCAUUAGUAUUAAUGUUCUCCUGAUUUGAGAUCUAUUACUAUUACUUUUCCUUAAAUUAAAAGACAAGUUAUUUGUACUAAAGAAGGAUCAGUUAUGCAAAUUGUUCCUAAUAAUGAUAGAUAUGGUAAGAUUGCUUGCCCUUCCUCAUUUAUUUAAUUCUGUGAUUCAGUUCCUAUAUGUAUGAAUCAUUGUAGCUAAGUGGGUGUUUGUGUAAGAGGAAUUUGUUCAUGUCUACCUGGAUGGGGGGGAAUUGAUUGCUCUGUAAAAUUAAUUGGUCCUGAUAGAAGUUGCUAAACCAAUUGUCCUAAUGGUUAUUACAAACAUGGUAAUAUAUGCUAAUAAUGCGAUGCAUAAUGUAAAAGAUGUAAUGGAGGAACAGCUAAUAAUUGCACAGCUUGUUAAUUUUUGACACAACUAAAUAGAAACGGUUAAUGUGUUCCAAUAUUAAAUUGA
Molecule: messenger RNA, 1380 nt
Organism: Ichthyophthirius multifiliis
Lineage: Eukaryota; Ciliophora; Oligohymenophorea; Hymenostomatida
Product: leishmanolysin family protein, putative
Exons: 3
Biological process (GO): cell adhesion; proteolysis
Cellular component (GO): cytoplasm; membrane
Molecular function (GO): metalloendopeptidase activity
Source: RefSeq, a predicted model, not a curated record